AUGUCCAGCGGAGACGAAUCGGAGACGGAAAUGAAGAGGCCACCUUCCCCCUCAACUCCUCCGAGCGACGGCGUAGACUCGGCCAUGUCUACCGCCAGCAUUGAGGACGACGACCAUCAGGCUGUCAUUGACGACGAAGACGAGGAUGAAGACCUAGAGAAAUACCAACCUUUUACCGUUGAUGAUUUCCCAAGGGUUAGUAGUGAGUUUGAUGAGCAAUCUGAUGUUGUGUUCCAAAAUCCUGAUAUUCAACUUCGAGGCCCUUCGGCAAUGUUUCUUUUCCGGGCAUUCAACAAUCCCCUUGUUGAAAAACACAAGCAUUUCUUCGGUAGCCAAUAUCAACUCUAUGAUGAGUCUGAAGUCAAUGUGAACAACAAUGUUAGGGCCAUUAAUUGCUCACACGGUUGCCAUUGUUUACCGAGCGGCGUGCUGCAGUUCAUUGAUCUCAAAAUUGCUGGUUAUCGCCACGUCCAACCUGGAUGUGCCAAUAUAUUUGGUUUUUUCGCAGUACGUGAGAAUGGUGAACCUUUGCGCAACUAUGUGUACAGGCGUGGGAUUGACAAUUAUGAAGCUGUAAAUGUGAAGCGGGAUACGAUAGGCAUUGCACAUUUAUCGCUGACUAGCCCUGCUCGAUGUAUUCACAUGGGAAGCCAUGUGUUGUUUGAAUUCAAGCUUUCUGUAUGGACUGAUGACCAGCCAGAAGAUGGGCCAAAAGAUGACCUUCUGAUUGAAGGAUGUACCGAGUUUACUGAGUUUAUGAACAUGCACAAAACAAGACCAUUCAUCGAAACUCGGCGUCUGUAUGGGGAAAAGUGUGGAUUGGAUAUGAAGUUUCUGGUGUUGUGGAAUGCAGUUCAAGCAAAGGUUGAUGUUGAGAUACUUCAUGCUCCUGUCGAUGGCCUUAAUCUGAAUCUUUAUGCGAAGACGAGUGGCUUCAGAGAUGUGAUCCGCCUCUUUUUUGCAGUUACAGAAUCAGGUUGCAGAAUGAGUUUGGUCGUAGGAGUGAUGAGAUACAGUUACCUUAUUCUUUGUAUCGAAGGAUCCCCGAAAGAUGGUGGUUUUUCUCAAGAGCUGCCGUGUUGUAUGUGGGAAGGUCGAUUUGGUUCGGGGUAUCAUGGAACAGUGCAUGAAGUGGUGUAUCUUCAUGAUUCCACAAAAAUUUCUGUCAAGGUUACCUGGAAGGCUGUUAAGAGUUUACAUGACUUGAAACACUGA
This is a messenger RNA of Triticum dicoccoides, 1215 nucleotides long. RefSeq lists its product as uncharacterized. The record is from RefSeq and is a predicted model, not a curated record. The transcript has 4 exons. Lineage: Eukaryota; Viridiplantae; Streptophyta; Magnoliopsida; Poales; Poaceae. Bases 1 to 1215 code for a protein of 404 amino acids.